Molecule: messenger RNA, 954 nt
Organism: Oncorhynchus nerka (sockeye salmon)
Lineage: Eukaryota; Metazoa; Chordata; Actinopteri; Salmoniformes; Salmonidae
Exons: 2
Coding region: 1-954 (317 amino acids)
Source: RefSeq, a predicted model, not a curated record
AUGGCUCUUUGGGAAGAGAAACCCAGCCUGCCCCACUGCUUCCCCAGAGAAACCCAGCCACCCACUACUUCCCCAGAGAAACCUCAGCCUCACCCCACUGCUUCCCCAGAGAAACCCAGCCCUCACCCCACUACUUCCCCAGAGAAACCCACCCUCUUCCCCACUACUUCCCCAGAGAAACCCAGCCCACCCCACUACUUCCCCAGAGAAACCCAGCCUCACCCCACUACUUCCCCAGAGAAAACCCACCCCCUACUUCCCCAGAGAAACCCACUACUUCCCCAGAGAAACCCAGCCUCACCCCACUGCUUCCCAGAGAAACCUGCCCUCUCCACUGCUUCCCCAGAGAAACCCAGCCUCACCCCACUGCUUCCCCAGAGAAACCCAGAGAAACCCUCACCCCACUACUUCCCCAGAGAAAGCCCCCCCUGCUUCCCCAGAGAAACCUACUUCCCCAGAGAAACCUGCCCUCUGCCCCCUGCUUCCCCAGAGAAACCCAGCCUCACCCCACUACUUCCCCAGAGAAACCCAGCCUCACCCACUACUUCCCCAGAGAAACCCAGCCUCACCCACUACUUCCCCAGAGAAACCCAGCCUCACCCCACUGCUUCCCCAGAGAAACCUGCCCUCUCCACUGCUUCCCCAGAGAAACCCAGCCUCCCCUUCCCCAGAGAAACCCACUACUUCCCCAGAGAAACCCAGCCUCACCCCACUGCUUCCCCAGAGAAACCCAGCCUCACCCCACUACUUCCCCAGAGAAACCUGCCCUCUCCACUGCUUCCCCAGAGAAACCCAGCCUCACCCCACUGCUUCCCCAGAGAAACCCAGCCUCACCCCACUCCCCAGAGAAACCCAGCCUUCCCAGAGCCUCAAACCCAGCCUCACCCUACACUGCUUCCCCAGAGAAACCCAGCCUCACCCACUACUUCCCAGAGAAACCCAGCCUCACCCUAA